UCCCUCUAGGAUAUGGCUCCUCUGAGCCAACUGAGUGGCCACAUCAACUCCACAUGUGAGGCAGAGAACUCCACAGCCCCGAGCCGUGCCCGCCCUCAUGCCUACUAUGCUCUCUUCUACUGCACUCUCAUCUUGGCCAUCAUCUUUGGCAAUGGUCUGGUGUGCGUGGCUGUACUGAAAGAACGGGCCCUGCAGACCACCACCAACUACCUGGUGGUAAGCCUGGCCGUGGCAGACCUACUAGUGGCUACCUUGGUGAUGCCCUGGGUAGUGUACCUGGAGGUAACAGGUGGAGUCUGGAACUUCAGCCGUGUUUGCUGUGAUGUUUUUGUCACUCUGGAUGUCAUGAUGUGUACUGCUAGUAUCCUGAACCUCUGUGCCAUCAGCAUUGACAGGUACACAGCAGUAGUCAUGCCAGUUCACUACCAACAUGGCACAGGACAGAGCUCCUGUCGUCGCGUGGCCUUCAUGAUUACAGCUGUCUGGGUACUGGCCUUUGCCGUGUCCUGUCCUCUCCUCUUUGGCUUCAAUACCACAGGGGACCCCAGUGUCUGCUCCAUCUCCAACCCUGACUUCGUCAUCUAUUCUUCAGUAGUGUCCUUCUACUUGCCCUUUGGAGUUACUGUCCUCGUCUACGCCAGAAUCUAUGUGGUGUUGAGACAGAGAAGACGAAAACGGAUCCUCACUAGGCAGAACAGUCAAUGCAUCAGUGUCCGGCCUGGUUUUCCUCAACAAUCUUCCUGUCUGAGACUACAUCCUAUUCGCCAGUUUUCAAUCAGAGCCAGAUUCUCAUCAGAUGACACAGGAAAAAUGGAACACUCUGAAGAUAAGCAAUAUCCCCAAAAAUGCCAGGAUCCUCUCCUGUCACAGCUUCAGCCUCUCUCCCCUAGCCGGGCACACAUGGAGCUAAAGCGCUACUACAGCAUCUGUCAAGAUUCGGCCCUGAGGCGACCAGGCUUCCAAGAUGGGGAAGGAGAAUUGCAAAAAGAAGAGAGGACUCGUAACUCCCUCAGCCCUACCUUGGCUCCCAAACUCAGUUUAGAGGUUCGGAAACUCAGUAACGGCAGAAUGUCUACGUCCCUGAAGCUGGGCCCCCUGCAACCUCGGGCAGUACCUCUACGGGAGAAGAAGGCAACCCAGAUGUUAGUCAUUGUGCUUGGGACCUUCAUUGUCUGUUGGCUGCCAUUCUUCUUGACCCACGUUCUCAAUACCCACUGCCAAGCAUGUCAUGUGUCUCCACAACUUUACAGUGCCACAACAUGGCUGGGCUACAUGAACAGUGCCCUCAAUCCAGUGAUCUACACCACCUUCAAUGUCGAGUUCCGCAAAGCCUUCCUCAAGAUCCUGUCUUGUUGAAAGAGGAAAGGAAGAACUACUUUCUGUGUCCACCUCUAGUCACCAGGUUGUUGGGCAGCUGGCCACAACCUGCUCAGACAGACUGUGCAUAGCCCUUCCUUCUACUAGGAAGAAGAUUCUUACAGCUAAGGCAUACUUGAGUGGCAUGCAUAACCCAACUGUCCUCCAAAAUAGAAUGUUCUACCUCCCCUGCUAAAAUCUGACUUCAUUCUUCAUUCUGACAGACUUUAAGUGAUAAGCAAUAAUUCAAAAGGAAG
This is a messenger RNA of Erinaceus europaeus (western European hedgehog), 1613 nucleotides long. RefSeq names its product dopamine receptor D3 (gene DRD3). The transcript has 7 exons. Gene Ontology annotation, biological process: adenylate cyclase-activating adrenergic receptor signaling pathway; adenylate cyclase-inhibiting dopamine receptor signaling pathway. Gene Ontology annotation, molecular function: dopamine neurotransmitter receptor activity, coupled via Gi/Go; G protein-coupled receptor activity. The record is from RefSeq and is a predicted model, not a curated record. The coding region runs from base 13 to 1356 and encodes 447 amino acids. Gene Ontology annotation, cellular component: plasma membrane. Lineage: Eukaryota; Metazoa; Chordata; Mammalia; Eulipotyphla; Erinaceidae.